Messenger RNA from Emiliania huxleyi CCMP1516, 804 nucleotides. RefSeq lists its product as hypothetical. Gene Ontology annotation, molecular function: chloride channel activity. The record is from RefSeq and is a predicted model, not a curated record. The transcript has a single exon. The coding region runs from base 32 to 505 and encodes 157 amino acids. NCBI's taxonomy places the organism in Eukaryota, Haptophyta, Isochrysidales, Noelaerhabdaceae.
CGCCCAUCUCCGCAGCGCCAACGAGCAGGAAAUGACAAUCGUAUACGAUGCACAAGCGCUCGGAACGUUCCGCACGCUAAUGACGCUGCGCGGUACAAUGCUGCCGAUGGUCUUCUCCUCUCCCAUCUUCUACACGCUCGUGCUCUCGCACGUCGUGCUAAUUGCUAUGCAUGAGGGGCAGCUUCCGCUGCCGCGCCUUUCCUUCUCGGCGGUGGGGACGGUGACGGGCUUGCUCACCUUCUUUAUCGUUUUCUAUGGCUCCCAAUCCUACUCCCGCCUCAAUAUGUUCUUCGGCCACUGUGUCGGCAUCGGCGGCGCUGUCAUGGAAUGGACUGCGCUCGUCCGAAACCACUUUCCAGAACAGGCUGUGGACGCAAAGUGGAACGCUGUCCGCCUCGUGCUUGCUGCAGUGCAUGUCCACUACUACACUCUAAACGCGUCGGACGGUGGCUCGGCCAUCUCGGGUGACGCUCCGCAGCGCAGAGAGGGAAAUACUUCACACUAGUCGCGUCUCGCGACCUGGGGAUCACACCAGUCACCUCACACGACCCGCUUGAGAAGGCUCUAACUGAGCUCCUCUGAUGCUUCCUUCAGACAAGGAGUGGGCGAUCAUCUCCACCAAGCGGUCGCUACUCAACGCGGGUGAGACGGCCGCCGUCAAGACGUUCGGCGGCUACCAGCCGUUUCUUUUGCUCGUCUGGGUUGUGCUCGCGAGACAGCUACAGCGGAGAGGCAGCAGACUGACUGAUGGGAUCCUGCUGCAAAACAGGCUCUCGCGGAGGUUGAGGCGGUGCUCUUUCCGGG